AUGGCUGAUGCUGGGGAUCCCACAGAAACCCCAUCCUCUGCAAAUGGCCCUUCCCAGGAGGGCUCCCGGCCGCUGCCCACUAGGGAGGGCCACGCUGUCUACCCGAAGCUCCGACCGGGCUACAUCGCCAUUCCCGUCCACCACGAGGGCAUGGACGGCCGGCAGCCUCGCCCACCCUUUGUCUGUUCCCAGCCUGGCACACAGCGAUUCCGCACCGAGGCGGCCACGGAGGCUCCUCAGAGGUCCCAGUCACCUCUGCGGGGUGUGGCAGAAGCCACCCAGCCAGAUAAACAGUGUGGACAGGCGGUGGCAACAGCCGCGGCGGCCCAGCCCCCAGCCCACAGACCUGAGCGAUCUCAGUCUCCAGCUGCUUCGGACUGCUCAUCCUCGUCCUCCUCGGCCAGCCUGCCCCCCUCCUCCGGCAGGAGUGGCCCCGGCGGCCACCAGCUCCCCCGGGGCUACAUCCCCAUCCCCGUGAUACACGAGCAGAAUGUCACCCGGCCGGCAGCCCAGCCUUCCUUCCACCAAGCCCAGAAGACCCACUACCCAGCUCAGCAGGGUGAAUACCAGACCUACCAGCCCGUGUACCACAGGGCCCCGGCGGAUGACUGGGAGCCCCGGCCAAUGCCGGCAGGGUCCCCAUUCCGGUCCCCCGCCCGGAGCACAUCCAGCCGGGAGGCCUCCCCGGCCAGAAGCAGCACCCCGGUGCACUGCCCUUCGCCUCACCGCGUGCACACCGUGGUUGACAGGCCUCAGCAGCCCAUGACUCAUCGAGAACCUUCACCUGUUCCUCAAACUGAAAACAAACCCGAAAGCAAGCCAGGCCCAGUUGGACCAGAUCUCCUUCCUGGACACAUCCCGAUUCAGGUGAUCCGCAAGGAGGCAGAUUCUCAGCCUGUUUCCCCGAAGCCCCCGCCCGCCUCUGAGAGGGUGGAAGUGAAGGUCCCCGCUGCUCCGGUCCCCCAUCCUCCCAGCCCCGCUCCUGCUGCUGUCCCCUCGUCCCCCAAGAAUGUGGCUGCAGAAGAGAGGGCAGCCCCCAGCCCCGCCCCUGCUGAGGCUGCACCUCCCAAAUCCGGAGAAGCUGAGGUGCCCCCAAAGCACCCAGGUGUGCUCAAGGUGGAGGCCAUCCUGCAAAACGUGCAGGGGCUCGAGCAGGCCGUGGACAACUUCGAAGGCAAGAAGACGGACAAAAAGUACCUGAUGAUAGAAGAGUAUCUGACCAAAGAGCUGCUGGCCCUGGAUUCGGUCGACCCCGAAGGACGAGCCGAUGUCCGUCAGGCCAGGAGAGAUGGCGUCCGCAAGGUUCAGACCAUCCUGGAAAAACUUGAACAGAAAGCAAUAGAUGUCCCGGGUCAAGUCCAGGUUUAUGAACUCCAGCCUAGCUCCCUUGAAAGCGAUCGGCCACUGCAGGAAAUCAUGGAGAUGGGUGCCAUGGCCACAGACAAGGCUAAGAAAACUGCUGGAAACGGAGGAGAUCCCCACACGGAAACCCAGCAGCCGCCGGAAGCCAAGGCGGCAGCGGCGGCAAACCCCGGCAGCACGACAGACACAGCCGGUGACCCCGCGGCGCCGUAGUCUCCACGAGAACACACAUCAGACCCGGGGACUGGGACCUGGUGGUGUGCGUUAGGGAAUUUUAAGUUGCAUGCAUUUCAGGGACUUCCAAUCCGUUUGUUUUUACUUUUCAUAGGCGCUUGGUACGCAGUAACCUGGGUGGAGGCCCAACACACUAAUUAAAGGGCUACAAGGAAAAUGAUGCUCUUCUGUAUUCUUACUCUGUACAAAUGCAGCAGUUGCCCGUUUCAGAACAUCCCCCCGUUGCUUGGUGUUGGGGCCCCAUCUGUGCGCGGGCAGCACGUGUGAGCCACGCUUGUCCUCCCCGUCUUCGUGCAGCUCUGCCUGAAGGAGGCGUCUGGCUGGUGGAUGGGCCACCGAUUUCCCACCACACAAACACGGAACCCAAUUUUCAGAGAUGUUGCCUCUUUAUUGGGAUGAUCCCCUUCAUCUCCUAGCUAAAAUACCUAACUUCAGAGAGAAUAAAAUGUGCGAGGAGCACAGGAGUAUCUGUAUGCUGGAUGACUUUAAUGCAACAUUAAACAAAACAGUAAAAUAAAGUAAUAAUCUAACUCAA
This is a messenger RNA of Suricata suricatta (meerkat), 2131 nucleotides long. It is a transcript of the gene BAG3, whose product is annotated as BCL2 associated athanogene 3. Lineage: Eukaryota; Metazoa; Chordata; Mammalia; Carnivora; Herpestidae. The transcript is spliced from 4 exons. The coding region runs from base 1 to 1575 and encodes 524 amino acids. Gene Ontology annotation, biological process: negative regulation of striated muscle cell apoptotic process; protein stabilization; muscle cell cellular homeostasis. Gene Ontology annotation, molecular function: adenyl-nucleotide exchange factor activity; protein-folding chaperone binding. Gene Ontology annotation, cellular component: cytoplasm; nucleus; cytosol. The record is from RefSeq and is a predicted model, not a curated record.